AUGUGCCGGCGAGUAUACAAAGGGAUCCCGCUUCAGGUGCGAGGCCAGGUCUGGUCGCUUCUGUUGGACGUCGAGAAGAUGAAGAAGGAGAAUGAAGGAAAAUACGAGCAAAUGAAAGAACAAGCAAAGAGCUUUUCAUCGGAAAUCAAGCAGAUAGAUUUGGAUGUUAACCGCACCUUCCGAAACCACAUCAUGUUUCGGGAUCGCUACGGGGUGAAGCAACAGGCACUCUUCCAUGUCCUGUCAGCAUACUCGGUUUAUAACACCGAAGUGAGCUACUGCCAAGGGAUGAGCCAGAUCGCAGCCAUCCUCCUGAUGUACUUAAACGAAGAGGAUGCAUUUUGGGCACUGGCACAGCUGCUGACCAACCAGCGGCACGCCAUGCACGGUUUUUUCAUUCCUGGGUUCCCGAAGCUGCAGAGGUUUCAGGCUCACCACGAGCAGAUUUUAAGCAAACUGUUUCCCAAACUGAAGAAGCACAUGGACAAGGAGCAGAUGACUACGGGGAUUUACACGACCAAGUGGUUCCUGCAGUGUUUCAUUGACCGGACCCCCUUCACCCUCACCUUGCGGCUGUGGGAUAUCUACAUUCUGGAAGGAGAGCGGGUGCUGACGGCCAUGGCUUACACCAUCCUCAAGCUGCACAAAAAGCGCUUGCUGAAGAUGACGCUGGAAGAUUUACGGGAAUUUCUGCAGGAGAAAAUUGCCGCUUCCCUGCAGUACGAGGACGAUGCCGUCAUUGAGCAACUGCAGGUGUCGAUGACGGAACUGCGCAAGAUGAAGUUCGACCUCCCCCCGCCAGCAAAGCCUGAGGAGUUCCCACGGAAACCCCUGGGCCUGGAGCUCUCCCUCAACCCCGUAGCCGUGAAGGCCAACGUGGCGGCCAAUGGCCAGAACGGCCGGGUGGGCGAGCACCCCCUGGACAGGGAGCCCCAUCCCCACAGGG
Molecule: messenger RNA, 946 nt
Organism: Fulmarus glacialis (Northern fulmar)
Lineage: Eukaryota; Metazoa; Chordata; Aves; Procellariiformes; Procellariidae
Product: USP6 N-terminal-like protein
Exons: 9
Source: RefSeq, a predicted model, not a curated record